Molecule: messenger RNA, 4685 nt
Organism: Girardinichthys multiradiatus
Lineage: Eukaryota; Metazoa; Chordata; Actinopteri; Cyprinodontiformes; Goodeidae
Gene: unc119a2
Product: unc-119 homolog b (C. elegans)
Exons: 5
Coding region: 1577-2329 (250 amino acids)
Biological process (GO): visual perception; negative regulation of clathrin-dependent endocytosis; positive regulation of protein tyrosine kinase activity
Cellular component (GO): spindle midzone; centrosome; spindle pole
Molecular function (GO): lipid binding
Source: RefSeq, a predicted model, not a curated record
UGCAUGUUUCGUCAAUUGCCACUUCCCAGCCUCCCCCAGCACCAAAUUGUGUGUCUAUGUUAAACACUGACAUUAAAGAUGUAUGAAAUGCGAUAUGGCUCUUCAGAUUGAGGUUUGCUUUGAAAGAAAAAGACUAACAUGUACUUAGGACAACAUAUAAAAGUCUGGCCCUACAUUUGAAAAAUUGUAUCUCAUGUCUGCUGUUCAGACUGUUGUAGAAAAAGGCAAAUAUUGUAAUAUGAGUAAAGAAGUCAGAUUUAGGACACUUUUGCCUGCAGUAUGAACCAAGGCUAUAUGUUUGGCCCGUUAUGUUCCUGCCCAUAUACAGUUUAGCCCAAAUUUAUUCUGACCCCUGGCAGAUAUAGAUUUGUUUUUACAUUUAGCCAAAACGUUUGAUGGAAAAUGACACUAAAGGAAAUAAUACAAAAAUAACUUAAUUGGCAUUACAGCAGUCAAACCGUUCUAAAAACUGCGGACCAGCUUUUUGCAUGUUUCCACCAGUAAAUUUGAUGAUUUGUCUUUGGUGAUGAACUCCAAGUCUUUGACUUUAUAAGGCCUCCUUGCCAUCACCCUAAUUUGUAUUUCCUUCCACAGAUUCUCUCUCAAAUUCAAGUCAGGACACUGGCAGGACCACUCAAAAGCUGUAAUACUGAUAAAAUAAUAUUGAUAAAAUUAAAAGAUCAGUUUAAAGUUAUAUUUGCCCAAGGUAUAAAUAAUUUGGGGCUUAAACAUAUAGUGAGGGUGAUAUUCUUCUCUCACCGGAUACAUAAAUACAUACAUAUUUUCAAUACUCUCAUUCAAAAUCACCCAAAAUUUAGAUAUAUGUUCAUUUUAUGUAAUCUUAUUGUAGUGGUAAGAGACAUUACGAAGGGGCAGGGGGACCCCCCUCUUCCAGUGCCAAUGCCAUCAUCAGAUCACUAAAUAAGUGGAUCCCUUCAGUUUUCAAAGAGUGUGAAAACUGCGCCUCAGAACUUUAAUUAUCCACCAGAUUUAUUUCUUAUUGAUAGUUUUUGUCAAAAAGGCGCAUUGUGUUUUUUUGUGGUUUACUGGAGAGGUCUCUAUUUUUCCUUCAGCCCUCAGGACCAAAACCACCCACGCAAUGCAAAUGUUUAGAAGAGCUCAGACACAAAGAGUUGUUUAUUGCUGUGCGCACUGGUGGCUUGCACCGCAGACUGUGCGCAGAUCCACCAGCCGCUUUCUGCGCUGCUGAGCAUCCCACCCCUCCUCCUCCUCCUCCUCCUUCUUAACGGCCUCAACCAUCUGCCGCCUCUUUUUGUAAUUUCUCUCAGACGUCUACUUGCACCUGACACAACCCAUCGCCAACAACAUCGCCUCACGGAGCAGCGGUGCAGAGAAGCGUAACAGAGGGAGCCCGCAGUCCGCGCAGCGCAGGAGGAGAACCGGGGUGCCGCUUACAUGCAACCCGACAGCUGAUGUUAAACUGCUGGAUCAUAAAGACGGAUUUAAUUUAAGCACCGGAUAACAAACAGCAACUCUGCAGCCUUCGGUUAGGGGGGAGGUAACUGUUUAGUAGAUCUUGGAAACCCUGGUGAGGUGAGGGAGGGAGGAGCGGAGAAUGAGCUAUUCUUGUACCAGCAGAGGCAGCAGCCAGGACCCAUCAAGCGCUAAUCCUGCCAGAACAACCGGAGGUACCGACGGCGGCAAGGACAGCACCGGCAACGGCAGCCCGAAGCAAACGGCGGCGAUGAGAGUGAAAAAAGGCUGCAACUCCACCGAGGUGGGGGUCCCGGUGACCACGGAGGAUGAGCUGCAGGGGAGGACGGUGAUCACUCCGGAGGAUGUUCUGGGCUUGCAGAAGAUCACAGAGAAUUACCUAUGCAGCCCGGAUGAUAAUGUUUAUAACAUUGACUUCACAAGGUUCAAGAUCAGAGACAUGGAGACGGGCACCGUGCUGUUUGAAAUCACCAAACCUCCAUCCACAGAUAGAGCAGGAGAGAAGAGGGAUAUCGACCCUAACGCCGGCCGUUUUGUUCGUUACCAGUUCACCCCUGCUUUCCUUCGACUGCGGCAGGUUGGAGCUACCGUAGAGUUUACAGUCGGAGACGUGCCGAUUGAAAACUUCCGGAUGAUCGAGAGACAUUAUUUCAGGGAGAAGCUGCUCAAGAGUUUUGACUUUGAGUUUGGCUUCUGUAUGCCCAGCAGCAAGAACACCUGUGAGCACAUCUAUGAAUUUCCACCUCUGUCAGAGGACAUCAUCAGAGAGAUGGUCCUGCACCCAUACGAGACGCAGUCAGACAGCUUCUACUUUGUGGACAAUAAGCUGGUGAUGCACAACAAGGCAGACUACUCGUACAACGGCGGGACAUAGAGACGGCGCCUCCGCCACAGGGGACAGGUGGAUUUAUUGACUAACCUGUGGGACGAUCAGAGGACAGUGUUGGCUUCCACUUCCGUCUUUCUUCUUCUCUGUAUGUCUUUCUCCUGUUGGGACAACUCCAUCCAGGAGCAGAUGGGUCUGUGAUGAUCUGACUGUGUGUCUGUGUGUAAGCACGCACAAAUGUGUCUGUAGAAGCUGCAUACACACAAACACACACCUGAACGUAGACAUGGGCAUCACUGUAACAAAGUGUGUUCAUAAUAUCAUAAACCAGCAGAAAAGCAACGCUUAAAUUUCAGAUGGUUUUUAGCCCCGUCAUGAAAUACAAAGAUGUUUUAAACUGCUGAUAGAAACUAUUUUUUUUAUUCAGGUAGAUAAUGUUAGUAAUUACAGAGCCUUGUAAAGUAUUUUUAACUCAUUGACUUUUUCAGAUUUUGUCACGUUACAACCAGAAACCUGAGAUAUUAUUGUUGCACACUCUUCUUUAGUACAAGUUGAGACAGAUUCAUUGGAACACAUCUGUGGACAGCAAUUUUCAGUGUUGGAUCAGAUUCUAUAUUUAUUUCCAGACUUUGUGUAUGGCCAAUCUGACACAUCUAAUCUAUUAGUAGUUCAUGCUGUGUAUGAAGGUUGUUGUUGUGCGGGACGGUGAACCUCCACCCCACCAGUCUCAAGUCCUCUGCAGCCUGUGCAGGUUUUCCUUCAGGAUUGUCCUGUUUUUAGCUCAAUCUUCCAAUAAAUUCUUACCAGCUUUCCCAGCUAAAGAAAAACAUUCCCAAAGCGUAAUGCUAUCACUGCCAUGUUUCAUCAUGGGGUGAAACCAGAUGGUGGCAGUAUCAUGCUGUGGUAAAGAAUUUAUAAAAAAAUCUUUCUUCCACUUCACAACCAUGCACUACUUUGUGUUGGUGUAUCGCCUAAAAUCCAAGUAAAAUCAAUAAAGUUUAUGGUUGUAAUGGGACAAAAUGUGAAGACAUUCAAGUAGUAUAAAUACCUUCUCAAGGUACUGCAGGAACAAAUCUUACAUUUCUAAAUGUGUGUUUUUAGGUCUUCAAUAACCGUUUUGGGGAAAUUGUUAUCAUUUGAUCCAAGUGAUUUUUAUCUGUGUAUAUGAGUGUGUCUCCUGCUGUUUUGUACUAUAAAGUGUGUCUUUCUCCCUGUGUAAAGGUUUGUUUAAAGCAUGAACACCUCUCUGGUAAAAUAAAAAUAAAUUUUAAAUGUCAGCAAUGUUCUAAUCUGCUUUGCAAAGGUCAAGUAGAUUUCGAGAAGCUGUUAAUAAUUUCCUUUACAGGAGGCAGUAAAUAGUUCAGAAUUUUAUCAGACUUACAGUAUGUCCCGUGUCAUUCCGUUCCUGGUUUGAUUGUUGACUACGUUGACCUCUAUUAACAGUGGACCAGAAGUGAGUGCUGAAUUUGCUCAAAGCACAUUUUUUAUAGUAAAACUCAUGAAGGUGAUCUGAUCUGAUCUAAUCUGACCAGAAACACACUUUUUCAUCUCUGCCUGGGUUGUACUUCUCCAGGCUUGUGUUACUUUACGGUGGUCAAGAACUUUAAAUUUGUCUUCUCCUCCCUGCAGGAAAGAUGGAAAACAAGGAUUUCAGGCAGAAUAUUUUAGGAAAAGAUACAUUUAGAAAAUGUAGCACAAAUCACAAUAAAAUGUUUUGUUUUGUUUUGUUUUGUUGAUGUUCUUCUUUGUUUCUGUGGUCCAUUUUUCUCUUACACCUGAUUUUUGCCUCAUACGUGUUUCUGUUGUUUGCAUUUGGACACAUUCCAGUGAUUUUGAGUGUGCUUAAUAAUCUUUUGUUUUUUGAAGGAGAUUAUUAACUGAUUAUCUGUCUUGAGAUGCCUCUAAACUGUAAUAUGCACCCUUGAAUCAGAAAUAUUCAAAUAAUUGUCUGAUUUUUUUGGGAUGAGGGUGUUCAAUUUCUGGUUUUAUAACUGGAUAUUCUGCUUAGUUUGUUUCAUUGACUAUUUUACAAUAAUUAAAAUUAUUUUUAAAUGCUGGUUGAGCCAGAUAUGUUAAGAGCAAGCAACCACUUGGAAGGAAACCAGCUGUGUCUUAAGAUCCAUUUUAUGUGAUUCAGAUUUGCAUGGUUUUGUCAUUUCUGGUUUAUAGUUGCACAAAUAAAGGCGGUAAAAGUUUCAAAAUGUGACGGGAGCGAACAUUGACAGGGCUUGAUUGGGGAUUAAACUGAUUGACUUGGAUGUUACGCUGGAAAAUGUUUCAGAAAUACAUAGAGGAGAUUUUUAAAUGACUUAUUGUGAAUCAUACAAAUUAUUUUGAACUCAAACUUUCCAAAUGUUUGUGGGACUUAAGAAAUGAAAAAUAAAUAUUUAUUGGAAUUUUUAAA